Messenger RNA from Rotaria sp. Silwood2, 1197 nucleotides. Lineage: Eukaryota; Metazoa; Rotifera; Eurotatoria; Philodinida; Philodinidae. The record is from the annotation of a GenBank genome assembly.
AUGGCAUCAAAAUCAUCACUUGAACAACAAAAAAAACAGGCUGAAGAUUUAAUCACUUGUUCCAUCUGCUUAGGCUAUUUCGUUGAUCCACGCAUAUUACCAUGCUCACAUACAUAUUGUCUUCAAUGUAUUCGUCAGAUAGCUGCUAGUAGUGGCGGGCAAUUCAACUGUCCAUUGCGCGAUGGCACCAGAAUCCGUGCAAGCAAUAUUGAUUCAUUACCAAUCAAUAGAAACUUGCGUGACAUGGUUGAUCUUGUACCAAGUCUUAUCGGUACAAACGACCAAAACAGAGAACGACGUAAUGAACAACAAACUUCGAGAAUUCCCGGUUAUGCGACACCAUCAGUACAAUCUACUGAUACUGUAACAUUGAAAAGUGAUUCGGAAACAAAAUCUGUAUCAAUAUCUAAUUUACUUUCAAGUAGGACGUUAGAAUUAGACACCAACAAGUUAUGUCGCGCGGAUAUACAGAAAAUCAUUAUUGCCUUAGGACAAAACAAAUCUGUGAAACAAUUAACUAUAAAAUCUCACUGUCAUUCUAUUGCUCAAAUUCUCGCUGAAACUCUCAGAGUAAAUAACACGCUGACUCAUCUCACUAUGUCCAACGAUAUUCAAGAUGACAGUUGUAUUUUGAUCAGCAAUGCAUUAUUCACUAAUCACAGUUUACGUUGCUUAAAUCUACGACGCAAUAAAAUUACAAGUGAAGGAUGCAAAGCUAUUUCGGAAAUGUUAAAAUCAAAUAGAACAUUAGAAGAUUUGAAUAUUUGUCGAAACAAGCUUGGCGAUGAAGGAAUCAGCUCCAUUUGCGAAGCUUUACUGGUGAAUGAAACAUUGUCUCGUCUCGAUAUUUAUCAAACAAAUAUGUCUACCAAGGGGUUGACAUCAGUUGUACAAAUGUUACGAAGAAAUCGAACGUUGACAUGGCUUGAUAUCGGUGAUAAUAAUAUUGACGAUAAUGGAAUCACACGCAUUGCGGAUGCAUUGAAACAAAAUAACACAUUGACCGAACUAUGUGCCAAAUUUAAUAAAAUCAGCGAAACAGGCGCAUCAGCAUUGAUGGACGCUUUAAAAACGAAUCAAACUUUGAAGACAAUAAAGCUGCAGUUCAACAAUAUACCAGAAGAAGUGGCAGCAGAAAUACACAAAAAAACUCCACAAUUGAAAAUAACUGGUUUUGGCAUUUGCUCUGUGUCCUAA